AUGCUCCAAGACUGCAAUCCCCAUGCCUCCCUGGACCUAAUCCACGAGAUGAACCUCCCCGUCCUCCCGGCGCAAUAUAUGAAGAUAGCCGCGGACACCAUGUUGCACCGACCCUUCGGAUCCAACGUUUCGCACCCGCGCAUUUCCAAGCUCUUGACAACCAGUAGCAAAAGGUACCACGCAUGGCUCAUCGCUGCCAUGAGCCCCUGGAAGAACCAGUCUCCGUUCCAAGCCUACAAUAAUAACACCCGCCGCUGCCAUAGCUAUAAAAGAGGCUCUAAGGUGUUCCAAUGGCGAGAGCGAAAAAAUAGCUAAAGUAUUCGCAAAUUGGAAGGUUAUCCAGAACAUGGUCAUCAACUUGGAGCACUGGAGCAGAGGCAGAACAGGGGUGGGGGAAAGAAGCGUAAUGGAUAAAUACGAAACCUUUCUAAAAACCAUUGCUGAGGAAGGCCUGGAAGAGGCUUUCAGUUUUAAGAUUUUCUUGAAAGUAUCACCCCCUCCUUUGUUUCUUCCCCUCCCCCCGUAAUAAUGGAGCAGUAGCCAAUAGAAGGGAUGGCCAGGGAGAUGUUAUGGCAGCAGAAUACACCCUAAUCAAAGGAGCUUAGAUGAAACCCGCUAUUGAGAAAUCCCUCCAACACCGGCUCGAAAAUCCACAGGAGGGCAAGGAUGAGCUGCUAGAGUGGGUCCGCCGGAGCCGGCAGGCGCUGUUGAAUGGGCUAGAGUAUGUUGGUGUUGGCAUGGGGAAGGGGGAGAAGACGGGAUGCGGUAGGAGGAAGUGA
Molecule: messenger RNA, 779 nt
Organism: Tuber aestivum (summer truffle)
Lineage: Eukaryota; Fungi; Ascomycota; Pezizomycetes; Pezizales; Tuberaceae
Source: the annotation of a GenBank genome assembly